Messenger RNA from Culicoides brevitarsis, 838 nucleotides. It is a transcript of the gene eIF1, whose product is annotated as eukaryotic translation initiation factor eIF1. Gene Ontology annotation, molecular function: translation initiation factor activity; ribosomal small subunit binding; RNA binding. Gene Ontology annotation, biological process: translational initiation. The record is from RefSeq and is a predicted model, not a curated record. The transcript has 2 exons. Lineage: Eukaryota; Metazoa; Arthropoda; Insecta; Diptera; Ceratopogonidae. Gene Ontology annotation, cellular component: eukaryotic 43S preinitiation complex. Bases 154 to 489 code for a protein of 111 amino acids.
AAGUCCUCUAUUUAAAGCUUGAAAUUUCUCUUCACAUUUUAUCUCAGUGAACAUCGUGUGCUCAUCUCGCUACCCAAAUAAAUUUUGAAGAAUCAAUUGUUGCAUUUGUGCAUCGCAGAAAUUAUUAAAUUCGAGUCAACGUUGAUAAAUCGUAUGUCCAACAUCCAGAAUUUACAAACUUUUGAUCCAUUUGCAGACGCAAGUAAGGGAUCCGAGGAUGAUGUGCAAGACGGGUUGGUGCACAUAAGAAUCCAACAACGUAACGGCAGGAAAACACUCACAACAGUUCAGGGAUUAUCCAAGGAUUAUGAUCUAAAGAAAAUUGUUCGUGCAUGCAAGAAGGAGUUUGCUUGUAACGGAACUGUAAUUGAACACGCCGAAUACGGUGAAGUGUUGCAAUUACAGGGAGAUCAACGCGAAAAUAUUUGUCAGUGGCUCACGAAAGCUGGUCUGGCAAAAUCAGAUCAACUCAAAGUUCAUGGUUUCUAAAUGAUGCACUCGUAUUCAAACCCAAUAAUAACAACAAAAAUAACAUAAUAAUAUCAAAACAACAAAAAAUAAUAUCCAGAACGUGCAUAAAGUAUCAACAACAAAGAAACAAAACUUAUCACAGCUUCAAUUAUUAACAUGACGAAAUUAUUUGAUUUAUUUUGCGGAUGAGCAAAGACAACAGAGAUUGUGUGACAAACGCUUAUAAAAAAGGAAAAGGACAAAGCGGAGAUAUUUAAUUUACCAAGUAGAGAGAUUAAUAUUUAGUGACAUAGUCGAUUGAUUGUUAAACGUUCAUAGAAAAAAAAGGCAGCAAUCAAAAUUAAUUUGUCAGUCGUGUUAUUUCAAA